GUGUGGAAUUUCCUACAAGUAUUCGUUCAGAAAGAGUUGCUUAUGAGACUCAAUUUGGAUAUGNAANGAGACCGACUCACCGCAACACAUCUUGGGAUGCUGCCAAGUUUGAAGUUUGCGGACACCGCUUUAGUGAUAUAUCAGAACCUGGUUAUGGUUNAGCCCUAUNGAACGACAGUAAAUAUGGACACUCUGCAAAAGGAAGUACACUGCGGCUUACAUUAUNAAGAUCACCAAAGAGUCCAGACAAGGAAUGCGAUAUGGGAUAUCACACCUUUUCUUAUGCAGUGCUGCCACAUACUCCUGAAUUUCCAUGUGCGCAAGUAUAUCGAGCUGCUGAUGAUUNAAAUAGAGAAUCGAGUCGAGAGAGUGGAUGGACUUGUUCUACAACAGAAGGAAAUCCAAGUUUUAGUAUUUCAGNAGAAGCACAAGAUGGAAGAGAUGGUAUUCUUAUAUCGACUCUUAAAAAGGCUGAAGAAGAAAAUGCUUNGAUUCUUCGUAUAUAUGAGUCGCUUGGCCGUCACUGUUCUAGUGUUAUUCGACUUGCUCAACAGUUACCGUNAGCUGAGGUUAAAGCAGCCAACUUGUUGGAAGAGGAAGAAAGUCAAACUACAAAUGAUUCUGCCGCAAUUUCCAGAAACAAUCGUAACAUACAAGUCACUUNAAGGCCAUUCGAAAUUGUUUCUCUCAAGUNGAAACUCAGUAGUGGAUAAUUAUUUGGAUGUUUUUUCGAGGGUUGUUUUUGUAAAAGUUUUAUUUUCAUUUGAUUUGCGUUUUUAGUCGAAUCUGUUUCAGCUGUUGU
Galdieria sulphuraria is the source of this 802-nucleotide messenger RNA. RefSeq names its product alpha-mannosidase. The annotation marks the transcript as partial. Lineage: Eukaryota; Rhodophyta; Bangiophyceae; Galdieriales; Galdieriaceae. Gene Ontology annotation, molecular function: carbohydrate binding; alpha-mannosidase activity. Gene Ontology annotation, biological process: oligosaccharide catabolic process; mannose metabolic process. The transcript has a single exon. The record is from RefSeq and is a predicted model, not a curated record.